Messenger RNA from Cladocopium goreaui, 1494 nucleotides. NCBI's taxonomy places the organism in Eukaryota, Dinophyceae, Suessiales, Symbiodiniaceae. The record is from the annotation of a GenBank genome assembly.
AUGAGUGCCCACACUAUCCUUGACCAGUACAUCUGUGGAGUGGUGAGAUUCCAGGUGGCCUGCAAUGCACGAUUCAAAGUUUUUGUCCCUGACUGCGCAUACCAGUUGGGAUUCCCACGAGAUCAACGUCAAUACCUGGGAAACUGGACCACGGAGACAACAGCAGACAUCUACACCAGGGACAAGCGGAAUGUAGUAGAAAAAGUCUGGAAAGCAGUGGGGGGACAAGAUGGGUAUCCUCAAGCUGGACAACCCCACUGCGCUGACGAUGUCAGACGGGAGCUGGACAUGGAAGUCCUUGACACGCCAGAUCAUCCUGUGGAGGAUGCAGCAAUGACAGGAAGCCACCCCAACAAGCGGCGCCGGACGCCCACAAUGGAAGGGAAAGCCGUGGGAUGUGGUUGGGAACCACCAUCAACGAAGGCACUCGACCUGUCACCUGAAGACUUCCGCAACGAACUGGAUUCUUACGCCCAGGAGUACUCAUACCCAAAGGAGUGGCAUGCCAAGGUCAUCCGGACCCAGGGCGCCCUCUCAGAAGGGUCAUUGUCUAGCCUGAGCUCGGGCUCAGACACACUGGACUUAGUGGACACUGAGUCAGAUAUGGAAAAGAUCAACGGUGCGGAUGUGGAGAAACUCCACCAAUCAGUCCGGACCUUACUCACUCACAAGAGUAUCCCAUGGCAGGAGAUGGCAAAGCUAGCCCAAGACGGGCACGUCACAAGGGAAGACCUGGCAGACCGCUGGGACACAGCAGAGACCGCCCGUACGGCGGCACCAGCAGUGCUGGAUUUUGCCCGCAAUGCUCAUAUCACUGAGGGCUGCACCCGGACCAUGACCUGGGGACUUCCAGGAAUACGCCAGGAGGAGCAACAGGACACUGACAAUGAUAGCAUUCUUCUGUUACGAUUCCUGGUCACCAUGGUUCUUGCCCAUGAGGUAGCAAAACAGCAUGACCUAUCCAGACCGGCAACUAUGUUGGAACACCCUGAGGACCCAAUUCAGUGUUCAUCAUCCCCAUCAGCGGCAAAAUGUUCCAGCAUUUGGGCCAUCAGUUGGCUGCGCAACUUGCUGCAGGCACUUGGGCUGACCUUGAUACAUUUUGACCAGUGCCGGCUUGGACAGCACACCCCCAAGCCAACCACAGUGGCAACAAACCUCCCUUUGUUCCACUGGCAAAACCUACGGCGCAACCAUGCAGAACAUGCCAGGCUAAAAGGAAGAUCAUCAGCAGAUCUCAGUCGGUAUCCAUGUCCCAUGAUGCAAGGAUUGGCAAGAGCCCUUCUGGAAUCAGACUUUGCCCAAGGACAGAAGCCAUGGGGCUCCGACCCAAGCCCAUCAGACAGACCAAUGACACAAGCGCACUCACAAAGAAUGGGCCUCCAAGAUAACCCGAUUCGGGUCCAACUCGGUUUUCACACCAGACCACUCAGAGAUGGCGGAGGUAAACCAUCGUGGGGGAGGACACCCCCACCACAAUGCCCAAAGUUGUAA